Trypanosoma conorhini is the source of this 12399-nucleotide messenger RNA. RefSeq lists its product as uncharacterized. NCBI's taxonomy places the organism in Eukaryota, Euglenozoa, Kinetoplastea, Trypanosomatida, Trypanosomatidae. The record is from RefSeq and is a predicted model, not a curated record. Gene Ontology annotation, cellular component: cytoplasm. The coding region runs from base 1 to 12399 and encodes 4132 amino acids. The transcript has a single exon. Gene Ontology annotation, molecular function: protein binding; ubiquitin-protein transferase activity.
AUGGCGCAGGCGGGCAGCGGGUUUCCCCCCACAAACGCGCCCCCGGGCUUUGCGCCAAGGGCGAUGGUGUCGCUGCUCUCCAGCGAGGCGCAUGUAAAUGACAACGACGCCUUGCUUUUUGGGUCGACGACGUACGAGGCAAAGUAUGUUCAGCCGUCGCCGCUGCUUAAGGGUUCCCUCUACAUCCAGGACCCCAACGAGUUGUCUAACAAGGAUGAGGAUUUGCGCAUAGACAAGCUGACGCUUUCUCAGCUCUACAGCACCGCCUACGUUCCGUACAUGCAGCAAAAACAGCACCAGCUUGAGGCGGAGUUUCCACUCUUGCCAAGUCCUCCCGAUUUUGACGGUGAGACCCCAACUAGCCCUGAGGCUGUGAUGCAGUACAUAAAAGGGCUCUCCGCCGUGUACUGCAAGGAUGCGAAGGAUCCGUCUCCCUUUCAGCUGUACGAGACUCUUGUUGGUGGGCUUAUGGAAGGUAUUGCCGCCAUGACGGCGCAGUCGACGGUUGAAAACAAAGAGGGGAUUUUAAGCGGCGAGCAAACACCCCUGCUUAGCUCCCAAGAGCACGCGUCGGGCGCACUUGGGGUACCGCGUUUCCAGUCCUUCACACCAGCAACAGAAAUGGCGGCGUUAACAAUAUCCAUGUGGCUGUCAAAUAUUAGGCACUUCGACAGCAUUGGCAUCGCCUUGGAAAAGGUUGAGCAAUCUCCGGCCACCACCCGCGCUCUAGAUCCAUCUAUUGUGCGGACCGCAAUUGAAACCUGCAGAGAGCUACUCAUGGAGGAGCGCUGCUCACAGGAGCGAAAGGGUGAGGUGUGCAGCUUGCUGGGACUUGUCGUUCUUCCUCGCGGGGAACUUCAAGAAAUACUUCGCUACGUCGGCAUCCUCGAGGAGUAUUGCUCCCAUUCUCGCUCCAGCAUUGUCCCUAGUGUGCUGCCUCACUAUGAGGCGGUGCUGCGAAGCUUUGCCUUGACCACACCAUCGCAGCAUCUGAUGUCAUCUCCGGUGGAUGCCCACCACUCUGACACGACCAAACUGCCGCUCAUGCUGUCGGAGGGGAUCAGUGUUGUCUGCUUUUGUGUCUCGCCGUGUGGUUUAUUUUUGGCCACCGCCACCGUUUCUGGCAUCUUGCUUUUUGACACCGCGACGGGGGAGAUGCUGGCGGAGUCGGUGGACGUGUUUCUUCCUCGAUCACUGUGGAUUAUGCAGUUUUCCCCUGACUCGAGUAAGCUCAUCCUAACGAUGGUGGCUGGACUGCGUCACGUGGUGCUCAGCACCGAUCUCGUUUACCUCAGCGAACACAACACAGAGUUUCCGGCCAUUCCAACCGCGGUGACGUCCGACGCCAUUGACUUCCUCUUCUCCCCGCGUUUGCCGAGCGGACGAAAAAGUUCCCUCUACUUUGUGGAGUGUGGGAAGACGGUGCUGGACAGGCUCGGUCCCGGCGCCGAUAGGGCUGUUGAGACUUUCGUCAUCUGCUCGCACAUCCACAGCGACUUUGAGGGAAAUUUGGUCGUCUUGGAGGCGGAUGAUGACAGGUUUACGUUGCACCUGCGGGGGGGCGUCAUCACCUUGACGCAGGGCCCCCACAGCUGCUCUGGCGUCUGCCCCAGCGGUGCCCCGUGGCAUUUUAUCUUUUGCAAAUGGAACCGGGGAACGUGGACGCUGGGCAUCGACAAUACUUUGGUUGAACUGCGUGGGGCCCGCACCGCCCAAACCAAAACGCUCAAAGUCAGUCGGGCGACGGUAUUUGAUGGCACUGGGCAUGUGGGCUCUCUUGUGGUUUGGCCUGGAGAGGGACUCGAGGGACGCCUGAUCAAGAAGUUUGCUACUGAACGAGUCUCGGAGGCAUUUGCGAAGCCGUUAUUUUGCCUGCCGCUGGAUGAGGGGGAGGGGUUUUGGCUGAAGGAGCUCGCCACCAUGCGGGCCAUUUGUAUGCCGGAGCAGGCGCUCGUCUGGGACGAGGCCCUCUGCUGUCCGUGCACCCCGCCCGAAUCGCUUGACCACAAUGUUCGCUUUCCACAGCAGCUGCUGCAGCAGUCGGAAGUCCUGGUGAGUCGGUUUCAGGUCCUCAUUGUCAUCCCCUCCGUACACAAGGGAGGGGACGGGAUCGUUCUUGCCGUGCAGCAGGGAUCAAAAUCCAUCAGUCGCGUCUACCGUUGCCCAGGGAGUUACUCGCAGUCGCUUUAUUUCCUUUCCCGUGACGAGUCCUCGUUGUACUCCUUUCAGCAGCGCUUCUCGACCUUCUCAGUAACUUCCAUCUCCACCGCUGCGAGGCGAGAGCACGAAUUACAAGAAAGUGGUAUUCUGCGCACGGAUGCGUUGCGCGGCUCCCCCGAGUGGUUAUACAAUGAGAUCCUGAAACGCAUGUGCAUUGACGGAGUCGAUCUUCUUCGAAUUCCGCCUGAGAUUUCUCCACUGCGGAGUGAAAAUUUGCGCCAACUGUGUACGAUACUGCAAGGUGCCCACCGAGACUCCAACGCUGUCAAGCUGGUGGCGGUCAUGACGCUAACAAUGGUGCACUUUGAGCGGCUUGCACUGGAGGAUGCUGAAUCCCUUUCACAUAUCGCUGCCUCCCUUAAUCGCUCCUGCAAGCAAAUUAUGGAGUAUUUUCCUGAAGGUUACGUUCGCGAUGUGGCUGCCGCAUUGGUCCGGGCCGGUGCUAGUCAAUCGCUAACCAUGGCAGAUAAAGUGGACAUUCUUGUGCACGCCGAUGAUGCAAGGACGGCAGAUGUAAUUGAAAGCUGCAUGUACAAAGAGUCUCUAUACAACAUUAUAUCCUUUGUAAUUAAUGACAGCCCCUCUAAGCUUUUGCUCAUUGCCAAUGGACUUCUUCGGCGCUGCAGACUAGAGGAGGAGGGGCUUUCUUCUGGACGGACAGUGUUUCAUUUUAUGUUGUGGUUUUCGAUUAUAUCCGUUCAACUCCUUCAUGCUCAUGGGCGGGACACAAUGAUUUCUCGUCUACUGGAACUCUACGUUCAGCAUGCGGAAAACCUCCUUCCAAAGCGGUCGUGGGAUGACAGCAUGCAGCAGACUGUUGUUCACACUGGGCUUCUACCGAUGCUGAUCAGUGUUGCCAAAGUGUGUCCCGCAGCGGUCAAGCAAGAGGUGGAAUCGGCGUUGCUGCAUCUCCUUGAUACACUGCCGCAAGAAGCCACCGGUAGCCUCUUCCCUGUGAGCUUUGAAACUCGCCAGGCAAGCGACGUUGUGCCCACCACGAAUGCUGCGCCUUUUAAGUUUCUUCUCGACUAUAAACGAGCGACCACGGUUUCCAUUGCAAAGGAACUGUCUGCCUCGGAAGUGACAGUUAUCACGUCUAACCCUUCCCAUGAGAUGCCAACUAAGCUCGUCUUGAACAACGAGACACCAUUUGCCAAGUUAGAUGGAUCGACCCUAUUGCUUUUUGGAAAUGGAGAGAAUUCGCUUACCAUCGUCUGCAGCUAUGAGCUUUGCGUUGGCACGCCGUGGAGCUCUGUGCUGCGUGAAGGUAUUUUGAAUCUGCUUUUAUCUGCGGCGAGGCAUUUAACAACAACCCCGAGACCGUGCGAUGUCUUUCUGGCGCCGUUGCUGCGUCAUGGGCUGGACACAAAGACGCUCGCGACGCAUGGGUUGGAUGUGCCUGGCAGGGUGAACGACUCCGGCUUCGCGGUGGACAUCCUCAACAAUGUGGGAGAAGGGAAGUCGUUUGUGGAUGAUGUUUGGAAAAAUAUGCGAGGCAGCGUGACGUCCCUCAUGCGGCCUGCCAUUCAGGCGCUCUUAUCUCUGCUCAUACACAGCGGCUUGACUAUACAUCAGGCCACAGACGAGUUAAAACUCCGUUGGUUUAGCGGGGAAUGGGGAAGUAAACUGCAGGGAAGUGGAAAGGAUGCCGCACUGCAGUCGUUGUUGGGUCUGGCCAAAUGGAUUACUUCAUGUGUAUAUUACCAGGCCGAAUCUUCUCCCUUGUACACACGGCGCGCCUCCAACGUACGGCGCUCCACGCAGGAUAAUUCGUCCGGUGCCUCACGGUCUGCGUCAGAUCCAAGGCUUUCUUCCACGUCGAGGCGAAGCACGGUGAGGGGUGUAAUGCAAAAUCAAGACACACUAGAUCAGGUACGUGCACUACUUUCCAAAGGCAUUACUCCCCAGAAUCUGGAAAGUAUUUUGGUGGAAAGAACGGCUUCUGCGUUGAGUAUAGUGCGCGGCUUGCACCUUCUCUCGGCGCUUCUCUCAAAGCUUGAGAAGGUGGAGACGAGAAUGCUCCACGGUGUUCUUCAGACUCUCUGGUUGUUUUCUGGGGAGGGGAGUGGGAAACACAUGGUUGAGAGCCUUGUGGGCGCCGGUAGCGAGUUGGAGAUGCGCGUACGUGUGGCGUUUCAUUCUGUGCUAGAGACGUGUGAAACCCUGUUGGCGAGUAACUGUCCCGGGGAGCUUUCGACGGAGGCGAUGCUGACAGCUCCGGCGGAGCAUGGGCCCUCCACGAUGUUGCUGCUAGCGAUCAUGUGCCAUCCCUGGGACGCCGUGGACUGCGAGUUCUUUAGGUGCACCAGGAACGACGAUGAGGUGACCGGCAUUCUUGGCUACCUGGCGGACCAGAUGGGCCUGUUCACGUGCAACCUGCCCCUGAUGUCCUCACGACGGACAUGCCGCGAGCAAAGCGAGGCGACAAGCGCAAGAAAAGGGACAACUAACUGGGAUGAACUGAUUGGAAUUGCGGAGCACGUGUCUAUCAACUCGAUUUUGCCAAAUGGAUUUUCUAUUACUAUUCCAAACCUGCAGCUUUCUCUUUCGGCGGAUGGUGUCACCUUUGAGAAGACGGUCUCCGGCGCACUGACGUUGCGCGCGGAUGAGGCUUGGCCCCUGCCACGGCACAUGGCUUGGUUUGGCGGUGUUCCCCGCGUAUACUACUUUGAGGUGACGCUCACCUUUCCGUGCCAUGUCUUUGCACUGGGGCUGGGCCACUGCCGGGGUGGGGUGGAGCGUGGGGUGGAAAUGGCCUACUUCUACGAAAACUCCGGCGACACCCACCUUGUCCCCUGCCCGCCCUUUGAUGAGGGCGACACGGUUGGCUGUGGAGUUGUGGCGACAACGCGACGCGUAUUUUUCACACUCAACGGUGUCUUCAUCUCCUUCAUGGGGAUCGUGAAUGAAAAGACCGAGGCUCUCUACCCUAUAAUUCGCGUCAAUAACCGUGAACGUGCAGGAUUUACAGUAAACUUUGGCUCUACAGCCUUUUGCUACGAUUUUCGUAGGUUGCACCCCGCCCUUUCGGUGAGUGGGCGCCCGACUUGGUACAUCGUGGCCUCAACCGCAGAAAUCGUUCUUCACUACAUCUCCGCCCGUGCCGGCUUCAUGCGAGAAUCUGGUAAACCGUGCACAAAGAUCUUUCUCAUUAAGUGCUGCGAGUUGGUUUGCCGCAGCAUUCACAAAGUUGCCUCAACUGUUAUGGACAUUGGCGUGAGCAAGGUGGAGGCUUCUGAGAGCUGCGUGGAGGAGGCAGUCAUCCUGUCGGUCGCCGACUCCUCGCUCACAAAGUUUAUCGCCACGCUUCGCCACAUCCUGCAAAACCCCAUACAGUACCCGAUGCCCGAGGUGGUGGGGGAGAUGGUGUUUGACGCGGCGACCGUUCUCAUGAUGUUGCCGCUGCAUUCCAUACGAAUGUCCACCAUCAGUUUUUUCCCGGAACUUCUUUCACACGUUUCGCGCGUGCGGGACGUCAGCGCCUCAAAAAAGCUGGUGAAAACCCUCUUUGAGCACGCAAAACUGCCGGUGGAUACCCAUGGUAAGAUUCCCUUUGUCCCCUACUGGCGGGAGUGUGAUAACCGAUGUAUGACCAUCACGCAUGUGCAGGUGGCUUGCAUGCAACCAGAGGCGCAGCGAAGCAUUGCUUUGGGCAACAUUCUCCCGCGCGUGGGGAAGGUGUCCUUCACGGUGCGCCUUUUUCGCAAAGGGAUGUCGAAGGGACACUCCCUGAAGGGUGGGUACUACAUUGGGAUAUCCGUUGCUAACCUGACGCCCCUCUCCCCGGCAAGUAACUCCCAGAGCUGGAAGGCGGUGAAGCCACCCAUUGUAUGGGCGCUUCACGACGUCUCGCCUCAGCUGCCCCAUGCCACAAAUCCGACGGUAAAACCAAACGUUUUCCACCGCAGCUUCGGCAGCGGUGACGAAGUUCGUGUAACCAUUGACUGUGACAAACAAACGGUAAGUUUUCAUCGAGACAAUGAGUUUCUAAAGACUUUGUUCACGGACAUUCCAAAUAAUGUUGAUUUGGUGCCAUUUGUGCAGCUCUACAACGACGAUGCUUUCGCCUACAUAAGUCCUGGGGAAAUGACGGCGCCGAUUUCGUCGUCCACCCUCCUCGGUGCGGCUUCUGUGGAUGUAUUGCGUUCCAUGUUGACCCUGGAGCCGUUUGAGCGCUUGGUGGCAGACGGUCUUUGCAAGGAGCUUGAUGAGGCGGCGUUCCCCAACGUCACCUUGGCGUUGUUUAGGAGCACACCAGACCCACGUGUUUUACAGCUCUGUUGCCGUAACGGUGAAAAAAUUCUGGUCACCGUUCGUCGUUUGACGCAGUGGCGGGUCAAGUUUUCUGUUGGCAACUUGGCGUACUACGAGCACAUCAACAACCUCCGCACUGCCUCCUUUUUGGGUGCACAUGGCACCUUUGACGUCAGUGAUGUCUCCUCGUCCUUGUCGGGCAUUCAGCGGUGCAUCGCCAGUUUGGUGGCGGCGCUUCGCCGUCUCGUUCUCCCGCUUGUCACGACCCAGGCGCUCUCUCUACAGGAGACUCAGCAGCGGCAAGACACACUUGCGGAAGAGAAUGAUCAGUGGGACUAUUUGUUUCACGGUGUCCGUGUGACGCAGUUUCUCAGCAUUCAGCGACUGUCCCAGAAUCUUCCGCUUCUGGAGUCACCGCGUGUGCCUGUGGAUUACACCUUCUCUGCCGUGUUGUCGCAUCCUGGCUUCUAUUUUUCUCCCCGGUACUGCGGCCGCCUGGCGACGGUGCCAAGCGGCGCGGAAAAUACCACCACACCUUUCAUUGCGUUUGCAGAGCCCGCUGUUCCACGGUCUGGUCGAUUUAACUUGCGUUGCCAGUUCAUGCGCGGGCACACGGGGCAGAUAUUGGGCGGUGGGUACUACUUUGGUGUAUGCGUUGCGUCAUUCGACUGGAAGCGGCGGGAUUUGAAUGUGGGCAACCCAGAGGUGUGGGCCAUACACGACAUGGAUGAUGCCCCGUGGCGCCUGCGUCACCUGUACCCAGGCACGCGUUUCCAGACCAUUGCGGACCCAAGUUGCAUCCUGGUAAGUGGGGACAUUGUUCGCCUCGAGGUUGAUCGUGACGAGGGCACCAUGCACGCCUAUCGCAAGGGCAUCAACCAAGAGGAGGUCUUAAUGGGUCUUAUUUUUGACAACCUGCCCAGAGACAUGGAACUCUUCCCCUUUGUGCACCUGUACAACACAGACGCUGUCGCAGUGCUUUUACCAUCCGCUGGAGAUCGACCGGCAACACGCACAACGGUUCAACAGCCACAUUUCGCACUGUGCUUUUCAAAUGUCAAGCGCAACUGCGAUGGCUGUGUCACGCAGCACCUGGAGACACGCUUGACAUCCCGCGUCUGGUACAAGUGCAACGAAUGUGUGGAUUACAACUUGUGUCAUUCCUGUUUUACGCUUUGCAUUCAUUCACACCACUCCUUUACCGAAAUGGGGCCAGAUCCUCUUGUCUACUCCAGUGCUCCCCCAAAGUUUCUGGCGUUGGGCAUGAAGGUCAUGAUUCCCGGAACCACGGCACUGUAUUUGAAGAAUUGGGGUUGUCGCUUGUUGGAGAAGCACAUGAAUUGUGUUGCGGAAGCGAAGAAAAAUGGUGCAGUGGCAAUGUGGGGUAUUGUGUUUAAAAAGGUAGCCACCUUCACGGUUGUGGUGGACACGUUAAGCGGCGAACCGCUUUCCUCUGAGACACCCGUGUUUGUUGGCGUCGGUGAAGCAGAGGACGUUACUUCCUUGUCCGUCGAAAUGCUUCGUGAGCGAUGUAUGUCGGGGGCGGCCAAUGUUGCUUCCCUCUGCAGCGAUUCCUCCAUGGGGCGAAAGCUCAACUCUCCGAGUCUUUCCCCCUACGGCUUCCGGCGCGGCUCGACGAUCACCAUCGAGGUGGAUGCCGUGGCGGGGGAGGCCACCAUUCGUCGCGACUGGGUGGCGCUCGGGACACAGUCCUUUCCCGCCUCCCGCUCGGGCAGCCCCGCCAACUUGGCUGGGUUUGUCCUGUUUGGCCGAAGGAACGUCGUUGCCUCCGUUUACCCCGAGAUUAAGCAAACCCUACCCGCAGUUGUGGAGGAGGUGACGGGCACGUUUUUGCGCGUUUCUUGCCAAGGACGAGUUCGGCUGCUAAGACCCGAGCACUGCCGUCUCCCCUUGGCGUCCUGCCAAAGUUUGCCUGAGGUGGGUGCACUGGGGUAUGUCUUUCUGAAGAAGGAUCUCGUGCAGGGCAAAGUUGUUGCCGUUGAAAAGGACGAAGUGGCGGUUCUUUUGCGUCUGGACAACGUGGUUCAAUGGGUUCCCUAUUCCCAGUUCCUAACAGGCCGCUGUGACGCUGUCGCUGAGGAGCGUCUGCUUCAUCGCGAAAUUGACGAGACAGGUGUUACAAUGAGUGAUGGAUUUGUUAUUUCCAGGCUUUUGCUUAUUCUUUCAUGCCUGUACGAGAAUGAAACAAUUUCGCCCAUUCUCUUGUCCCACAGCCCGACAAUUUUAAAUGUACUUCGUCCCAUGGCCGCCGUGGAGAUUGGGAAUGAUGCGCCCAUCGAGUUUAUUCAAGAGGUUCGUACCGCAGUGGAUGUGACGUGCAAUUGCAUCCGUGACAUGACAGGCAGCAAGAGCUUGGCGGGGUUUAUUCCGUCUCUUUCGAUUGGCGGCCAGCAAUGCAAGCUGAAGAGAAAUUUGCUCAUGUGCGCUAUAGAGGGUCCACAGCGCGGCAAAAUUUUUAAAGUUUCCUCUGUGGAAUCGCCAAAUUCCUUUAAGGGCGUGGAGGUUGCCAACGCUUCUUCAACGGCCGUGCUAAACGUGGUGGACUGCAUUCCAGUAAAGCAAUCGGGUGGGAGGCCGUGGUGGACGAUACACAAUGGCUUGCCCUGCAACUUGCUGGAGCACACCUUGCGCGUGAUGGAUUCCGAAAAUCGUCUGUGUGACACGACGCUGGAGGGGGAGUGGCAGGGAGAGAUCACGAUACCGAGAAGAGGCACUGGCUCCAUUUUUCUUCGUCUUACGGCAGACUGUGGGGGCUCGGCAACCGUGACUUUCCCCACCGGGGCCAGGGAGUGCCUUGUUUUCGGUGAAUACAUGCGGUACAGCAGGACUGUGCGUCUUUGCCUGUAUCGUGCGACGGGCUCAACGGCCUCGCAUAAAUUUCGUUUCCAAAAAGGUGUGAAGCAUCCGACAUUUGAGGCUGCUGUGGAUCAGCUAGAACCCAUGCUCUCCGGUAAUAAAGAACCCACGUUUCUCGUUGUUAUGGAUGGCAGUGUUGACACGGGCAGUCAGCGGGUGUUGGGCGAAUGGAAACCGAGGAAUGACAGGGCCGGUUCUUUUGUUGUCAACACAUUCCGUCGAGUCAGCUUCAUUGCCCCCACAACCGCCUUGGCGCACGUUGAGCCUUUGCCGGAGUGCAGAGACCCGGUGAUACCACCAGCUCCCCAGCGAGACAUGGCAUCUACCAUGCAUCGUCUUGUCGUGCUUCUGGCUCGGCACUUGUACCUGUUCAUCCUUUACAAGGGCGGAGACGUGGACAGGGAGGCAUUUGAGUGCAUUGUUUACUACCAUUCCCACCCGCUGGCCAACCAAAUCGUCUCCACCUACGCCGAUCCGGAGCAGCGGCUACGCAUCGUGUAUGGGACUCUCAGUCUUAUUUUGGACCCCAAUACGAAGCCAUGGGAUGCGAUGACGCUCUCGAUCCUCGUUACGAAGAAUCUGCUCCUUCGACGUGAUGCUGUUGCCGAUUUUCCGAGCCUUGUUUGGGAUUUGUUUCACGCCGUAGUGGCGGCGACGCACCAGUGCGGCGCCGAGUACCGUCACCACCUUUUGAGAAAUGUUAUUGCGUUUGUUGGGAGGCACCGUGAUGGGUUUCACGACAUUUAUACGCAGCUUCUCUCGCUGCUGCUGAGCUGGGUGGAUCGAAACGUCCCUAACUUCCUGCACUACAGCGAGAGCCGCAAGGACGUUGCCGCGGGAGUGGAACUUGUCAUGAGUGUUGAAAGAUCACUCCUUAAGGAAACCAUCCGAAACAUUCCUUUGGCCCCACUGCAGUGCCUGAUCGACAUGUCACACGCCUUCACGGAGGGGCUCCCGCUACCAAAGGCGGUGGAUCUUGCGGGGGAAGAGGCGGCCUUGCGUGAGAGUCCACCUGUGGAGGCGCACUGCGCCUUUGGUGAAUUUGCGGAGGGGGUACUUAAGGUCGGUAAAGUUAUGAGUUCAUGUGCGGCGGGCCCACGCGGAAAUUUCUACUACGAGGUGGUGUUGCCAGACCGACUCACCGCGCCGUUUGUCGUUGGAUGGGGAACGGAGGAGCACACAGAGGUUCCAAGCCUACAUGUUGGGAGCGACACCUGCAGCUUUGCCUUCACCGGAAAUGAACUGACGUCAAAGAAUAAAAAAGAAGAGUAUAAGCCUGGACAAGAGGUGACACCCGGAUCCGUGAUUGGGUGCUUGCUUGACAUGAAUGAAAAGCUUGUGUCGUGGUCCGUGAAUGGGGCAUAUGGCUCUUUUGUCCCUAUUCCUAUCGAACACGAGGAUAGAGGCUUGUAUGCAUUCAUGUCCACAGGCUUUUGCAGUGGCAUGCGGGUGGCAUUGGAUGCUGCACAGUUUGUAUAUGUGCCCGAUGGCUAUUGCGACUUGUCCGGACGCUUCACGCGCGUUCAGAUCAUGGCGUACGCGGAGCAGCCUCUUCAAAGUGUGCUGCCUGUGCGACCAUUAUCAUUUUAUGAGCAGUUGGCGUCAUACCUUUCUGACACAGAGGAUUCCACCUUGUUGAAGCUGCAGGCAGGCAAUUCUUCCUUAUCGGCGUUGUCGUCUGUACGAGUAGAGCCUUUGGAGGUCGAGCUAUUGUCACGUUACCCAUUAUUGUUGCAAAUGGACUACGAGGAAAGGAAGGAACACGCGAAGGUUAUUCAUGUUGCAGAGAGCUGCAUGGCUACCGCGCGUCGUUUUAUCGAUCUAGACAGUGAUGUUGUCUACGGUCGACUGUCUUCUGCAUUUCUACUUAUGAAACGUAUUGUGCGUCGUUCAUUUGGAAAGAACCUGCUUGUAAGCAUUCCUCCUGUUGAGAAAAAUUCCAACCCGCCCAGCAUCACUGUGCGAAUCACGGAAUUGUACUCCACGCUUGCACGUCCACCUGAGGUGGCUCUACAGCACUCAGUGCUGUCACAGAUGUAUAAACAGAUCGGGUCUUUCACGGACAAGCAGCUUCGACAAAGUCCACUGUUUAAGGUGCACUUAUACAUUUCCGGCAGUGGACACGCCCCGCACGACCUUGGAGGACCGUACAGGCAGUUGUGGACCUUCCUUAGCGAGGAACUCAUGGCACACCCGGAUAAGUGUUAUCCCCAUACAGACUACCACAGGAACCCACUCUGUCGCUACUUGAACAACUCACGGAGAAUUGCGUUGGUCCCCGAUAGCUCUGCUAAUUCUGCUUAUGAUAUUAUUUUGUUGAAUUUUCUUGGAAAAAUUAUGGGCCAUAUGGCUGCCGCCAAGACGCCUCUGGCGUUGGAUUUUUCGCCAUUUGUGUGGAAGUACCUUGUGGAGGACGCACUCACAAUAAAAGACUACUACAGGUACGUUGACAGUGUGGUGGAGAAGAGCAUGGAGGACGCCGAUUUCUUGAUGAGUGGGAUGGCUGAGGAAAUUAUUCCAAAUCUUGCUGCAAUGCUGGAGGUACUGGGAAAUGAGGAGGUGGGUGAGAAGGCCAAGCUGGCUACCUGUCGUCGCCUGGCGGAGGAUUGUCUGCUGCACUCCAUGGACCUGCAGCUGAAUGCCAUUCGGGAAGGGAUGUGGUCUGUCCUGCCCAAACGUGUUGUCCGCUGCCUCUCCUGGCGGGAUUUGGAGCGCAUGGUCUGCGGUGACUCAAACCUAACCCCCGAACUGAUGAGGCAAUCCAUCGAGGUCCAGUUGACCGGGAUGCGGGAGCAGGCUUUCUGGCGCAUCAUUGACGAACUCACCGUGGAGCAGCGCUCCUCCUUUCUUUGCUUUGCCUGUGGGCAGAAGCGACUCCCCCUCAUCCGCAGGAUUAAGCUGACGGAGAAUACAGAGAGCAUGGAUCACCUUCCCCGAGCACAGUCGUGCUCCUCCUUGGUGACCAUUCCGCCCUACGAUACCUACGAACUCUUUAGGGAAAAGAUGCUUCUUGCUAUCGCGCAUGAAAUGGAGAUGGAGCUGGCGUAG